Molecule: messenger RNA, 512 nt
Organism: Oppiella nova
Lineage: Eukaryota; Metazoa; Arthropoda; Arachnida; Sarcoptiformes; Oppiidae
Source: the annotation of a GenBank genome assembly
AGAUAAGCGAUGAAUUGAGAGCAAAGUUGAUGUGAAAUGCAUUUCACUUUUGUGUGACAAUCAAUGAAUGAAACGUUAAAGACGACUAUUUUUAUACCGAGUUUUUUAUCAUGAAUUUUGUGUAUAUUUUCGCCGCUUUCGUCGUCGUUUUGGUCGCCGUUUGCGCCCAAGAAGUGCCCAAAGUGUCGGAACUGUUCUCCUUUGAAAAGUUGGCCGAAUAUUCGAGUCUCGCGAGCUGUUUCGCGGUGAUCCACUCGGACUUCGCGUACUGUAACCAGAAGGCGGAGGAGAAGGGAAGGGUGAGUUUGGAGGACGUGGACGAGAACAGCGAGUGGGCCAGUCGUGUGAAAUGCUGCGGAACGUGGAAUCUGCGGAACUGUUGGGUCAAGUUUGCGAAAGACAAGUGUGACGCCAAACAGGCCGAACAGGUGUCGCGUCUCCCGUACAUCUUCAUGAAGAACCUAAACGACACGUGUAAGGACUACCCGGACGGCUCGGACAGGUUUGACUAA